This is a messenger RNA of Nothobranchius furzeri (turquoise killifish), 5031 nucleotides long. RefSeq names its product platelet-derived growth factor receptor, beta polypeptide (gene pdgfrb). The record is from RefSeq and is a predicted model, not a curated record. Gene Ontology annotation, biological process: positive regulation of kinase activity; protein phosphorylation; multicellular organism development. NCBI's taxonomy places the organism in Eukaryota, Metazoa, Chordata, Actinopteri, Cyprinodontiformes, Nothobranchiidae. Gene Ontology annotation, molecular function: platelet-derived growth factor binding; platelet-derived growth factor beta-receptor activity; ATP binding. Gene Ontology annotation, cellular component: plasma membrane; signaling receptor complex.
GCAGCCUACAAGAGCAACACGCAGAACCUGAUCCGUGUUUUUGAAGUUCUGAUCGUCUGCCUCUUCACUCAUUUUCAUGAGACCUGCUUGUGUUGCUUUUUGCUCCUCUGUUCUCUAACACCCCCUUCUCCUCCUCUCUUCUUCCAUCCCUCCCCUCUCUCUCUCUCUCAGAUUCAGCUAGGUCAAACCGCUGACUCUUUGCUCUGUGUGAGCCUGCCAGAGAAGGAGUGUGUGUCCGCAUGCCUCUUUUAAACUUACACCACUCUUUCUGAGUGCCGGUAGGCUUGUUUUGUGAGUGUGAGAGAGACAGAGAGCUGAGGGAGAGAGAGAGAGAGAGACCCCCACAGCGCUGUGAUUUGACUAAACAAACGGCCGGGCUCAGAGCGGUACCUCCUCCCAACGGACUCCUGGGACCAGCACAGAUAAACCUCAGACUGAACAUCUGAGAGAGUGGUACAUAUGAUGCAGCAGAGCCUGUGGAGGCUGCAGCUGGAGACCUCCACUCAGAUUUUGAUCUUCUUUACCUUCUUGGAGAGGGAAGACUCGUCUGUGCCUGCAGGAUCGUUGUGAAGAACAAGGUGGUCAUCAGGCAGCCACAAUGAGGAGGGUGACAGCAUCCGUGCUCCAGCGGACAGUUACAUUCACAGCUUUGGUGCUUUUCUGCGCUGAAGUUAGCAGCCUGGAGAUCAAACCUGAUGGCAAAGCGUUCGUCCUGAAUCGAGGCUCCACUCUCAGCCUAACCUGCUCCGGAUCCAGGGAGGCAACCUGGGCGUUUAAGACAGACGAUCUGAGUCAGCGUCUAAGAGAGGGAGAUGAAUACGGACGACAGAUUUACAAAAUUGCGCAGAAAAAUCUGACGUCCAGUGUUCUGACUCUGCGGAGUGUGAGCUGGAGGCACACUGGUGUGUACCAGUGCACUGAUGUGAUCACAGGGGAAACCAAAGAGGCGGUUGUGUUUGUCCCUGAUCCUGAGGUGUGGUUCAUCAGUCACCACGGCGCGGUAGCAAAGACCAGUGAGGAAAGCACCAUCCCCUGUGUGGUCACCAACCCAAACAUCACCGUCACGCUCCACCAACAGGACAGCGGCUGGCCAAUCAGAGGCCUGUAUGUUCCUGGAGAGGGGUUCAAGGUGGCGCUUGAGGACAGGAUGUACGUGUGUCGGGGAGAACUGAACGGGGAAGUGAGAGAGUCUCAGAAUUUUAACGUCUUCAGCAUUACUGUCCCCAAGACCAUCGACCCCUACAUCAACGCCACAAAGACGGUGCUGAAGCAGGGCGAAGCGCUGACUAUAAACUGCACAGUGCACGGAGUGGAGCUGGCAGAUUUUUCAUGGGAUUUUCCCAACAGGGAGCUCAUGGAGGUUGAGCCUCAGAUGGAGUACCUGCCCAUCGCCAUCAUGCGCUCCUGGCUCCUCUUCCCUCAAGUCACCGUAGCUCAUAGCGGCACGUACGAAUGCCACGUCAUUGAAAGUGUUGUAGGACACACAGCUUCUGCCAGCAUCCACAUCACCGUGCUCGAACACGGUUUUGUGGACAUGAAGCCCAUGCAGCAUCAGAGGAUCUCAGCCAAGCUCCAGGAGAACGUGGAGCUGAGGGUGGACAUCGAGGCCUACCCUCCUCCUCAGAUUCUCUGGACCAAAGACGGCACCGCCAUCAAGGGAGACACAGCCAUCCUCACCAGACAAGAGCAUGAAAUAAGGUAUCUCACCAUUCUCACCUUGGUGAGGGUGAGGGCGGAGCAGAAAGGCCUCUACGCUGUCCUCGUUACCAACGGAGACGACACGAAGCAGGUUGUCUUUGACUUGGAGGUCCAAGUUCCAGCUCAGAUUAAAGACCUGACCGACCACCACCUCCCAGGGCAGGGACACUUGGUGACCUGUGUAGCAGAGGGGUUUCCAGCUCCCAUCAUACAGUGGUACAGCUGUGACAGCAUGCUGAAGUGCAACAACCAGUCUGCUGUGUGGCAGCCGCUGACCCCGCGACCGGAGGAGCUGAGCAUCCAGACCAACGCCAGCUACAAUGAGACUCAUAAAAUCAUCCAGGUGCGCAGCAAGAUGGUCUUCCUCAAGCCUCAGCACUUCACCGUUCGCUGUGAGACCACCAACCGAGCCGGACUGGUCAGCAGGAGGGAUGUCAAACUGGUGUCCAGCACCUUGUUCUCCCAGGUGGCAGUGUUGGCUGCUGUUUUAGCCUUAGUGGUAAUCAUUAUCUUGUCCAUCAUCAUCCUUGUCGCUGUGUGGAGGAAGAAACCACGCUAUGAGAUCCGAUGGAAGGUGAUUGAGUCCGUGAGUGUGGACGGACAUGAGUACAUCUACGUGGAUCCCAUCCACCUGCCCUACGACCUGGCCUGGGAGAUGCCCAGAGACAACCUGGUCCUGGGUCGAACUCUUGGAUCAGGAGCUUUUGGCAGGGUGGUCGAGGCUACUGCAUACGGUCUCACACAUUCCCAGUCCAGCACAAAGGUGGCUGUGAAAAUGCUGAAAUCUACAGCCAGGAGGAGUGAGACUCAGGCUCUGAUGUCAGAGCUGAAGAUCAUGAGUCACCUCGGUCCUCACCUCAACAUCGUCAACCUGCUGGGGGCGUGCACCAAACACGGCCCCCUUUACCUGAUUACCGAGUACUGUCGCUAUGGUGACCUGGUGGACUACCUGCACAGGAACAAGCACACCUUCUUGCAGUACUACGCUGAAAAGAACCAGGAGGAUGGUUGCCUCAUAUCAAGAGGAAGCACCCCUCUCAGUCAGAGAAAAGGCUAUGUGUCCUUUGGAAGUGAGAGUGAUGGAGGAUACAUGGACAUGAGCAAAGACGAGCCUUUGGUCUACGUGCCCAUGCAGGAACAAUUAGACUCCAUCAAAUAUGCGGACAUCCAGCCAUCCCCGUACGAAUCGCCCUACCAGCAGGACUUCUAUCAGCAACAAGGUGGAACCAGACUGGACCUGGUGAUCAGUGACUCUCCCAGCCUCUCCUAUGAUGACCUCCUGGGCUUCAGCUACCAGGUGGCAAAGGGAAUGGAGUUCCUGGCCUCCAAGAAUUGUGUUCAUCGAGAUCUGGCUGCCAGGAAUGUUUUGAUCUGUGAAGGAAAGCUGGUGAAGAUUUGUGACUUUGGCCUGGCCAGAGACAUCAUGCAUGACUCCAACUACAUCUCCAAAGGCAGCACCUUCCUGCCUCUGAAGUGGAUGGCACCAGAGAGUAUUUUCCAUAAUUUGUACACCACCCUCAGCGACGUGUGGUCAUACGGCAUUCUGCUUUGGGAAAUCUUCACACUGGGGGGAACCCCGUACCCUGAUUUGCCCAUGAAUGAGAUCUUCUACAGCGCGUUGAAGAGAGGCUACCGCAUGUCCAAACCUGCUCAUGCCUCUGAUGAUGUCUACAACAUCAUGAAGAAGUGCUGGGAUGAAAAGUACGAGAAGAGGCCUGAGUUCUCCCUGCUGGUCCACAAUGUGGGGAACAUGCUAGCAGACAGCUAUAAGAAGAGAUACUGCCAAGUCGAUGAAAACUUCAUGAAGAGCGACCACCCAGCAGUCACCCGCACCAAACCUCGACUUUCAUCACCCUUUCCAGUCGCCAACCCUGCGUUUGACUCUCCCAUCUCCCCACUGAGCCCUGCUAACCAGAGCCAGAGGUCUGGGGAGCACUGGCUAGAGGCAGACACACAGGAAGCCAUAAAUUCCUUCAAUGAGUACAUCAUCCCCAUCCCAGAUCCAAAGCCAGAGGAAGCUUUACCUGACGCUCCAUCAGAAAGCCCUGCAAGCUCUCUGGUUCUGGAGGAGGAGGCAGACUCCAUGUCCCAGGACACGGAUGAAACUCUUCCAGAGGAGGACCGGUUGGAGGACACCAGUGAGAAGGAUGCUCUGCUGGCUUCUACGGGGACGCCUGAGGUAGAAGACAGCUUCCUGUAGCCACGUCCACAAGGACAACUGAGCCACUUUCUUAGGCUGAAAAGAUGGAACCCAAGUAAACUUAAAGAAAUGUAGCAACACUAAAAGACUGAGAAACAAUCUUUGUUUUCACUAGGAGCUCCUUUUGAGUGGUUCUUAAAUCAUGCAUAUGGUACUCUACUUCUCACACCUUUAUCCUGCCGUAAUAUGAAUAAGGUGGCAUUUCUGUACAAUCAGCAUAGAGACGCACUUACUGUAGUAUUUCUGUUAAACUUAUGAGGUCAUCUGUAUGUAUUUUUUUUAGUAUUUUAAUACCUCUAAUGUCUUGUAGGUUCUUUUAAUUCAACAGAGGAAUUAUUUGAAAGCGGGUGAUAUUUUUUAUUAACUCCAAAUAUCAACUUUUAAUCUUUUUUUAUUAUUGCCACUCUGGAUUUUACCAACAGCCUUAUUCCUUGUAAUAGAAAAAUCUUCUUGUUUUUUUUGUUGUUGUUGUUGUUGUUGUUUUUGUUUUUUUUUGGGGGGGGGGGGUCCUGAAAUGUGGGCAGACUCCCUAUGCUCUGUUUUUAAAAAAGUACAGCUUGUUCUUGUAUGUACACAAUGUUUUUGCUAUUUUCUUCUGAAUUUUGAGUAGAAUCUUUAUUUUCCUUUUUGUACGCUUAACUCCUAGUUCUGUGCCAGAUUUGCACUUUAUAUAGAAAAAAUGUUAAAUAUCUAAUACUCUGUGAAUGAUGGAAAGCUAGAGCCACUAGAAUAGGGUGAUCCUAGCAUCACGUUUCUGUGAAGACAAGUGACUCCAUGUAAUAAUCCUAGCAGCCUAACACUGCCUGAGCACAAGGUGGCACACACGAGUGCCUUUUGUGCUCCCAGACCUUUUGUCUCUGAAGGGCUUCCGUACUUUUGAAUCCUAACAGCCUGACGCUUGUAUUUUUCUGUUGCUUUGGAUGAUGCUCACUCACAUCAUGCUGCAUCUAUAAGUACACGGUUUCAAACAACACAUGAUUAUUAUUUUCUUUUGAAUUUGGUGAUGUAAAAAAGCACAAGAUCACUGUGUCACAAGCUGCGGUACCAAAGUUCCUCUUAGCGUUUACAAAUGUAUUUUUUACAUGUCCUUUUGUAUGCUGUAAAUAUGUUAAUAAAUGGGUACUAUCACAAUA